UUCUCUCUCCAGAGGCUGACAGGACGCACGUCAAACCAUGGUCAUGUUGCGGAGGUGCAUUUUUAACAGGAUUUACCAACAGUUUUAUUCAUGCAAUCAAUUAAGCUCUAAAAGUCUUCUGUCAGCUGGGGUUCCUUCUGCAGUGUUGGGUGGACACAGAGCCGCUUGGCACAGGAGCAAUUCAACUGUUCCGGAUCUAAGGGAGCGGACUCUUAUUGCUGUAAAGCCAGAUGGAGUUCAGCGUCGUCUCAUAGGACAAGUCAUCCAGCGCUUUGAGCAGCGGGGCUUCAAGCUGGUUGGCCUGAAAAUGCUGCGGGUGUCUGAGGAUCUCCUGUCUCAGCACUACACUCAUCUGAGGACUAAGCCCUUCUAUCCCAGGCUGGUGGAGUACAUGACCUCAGGGCCUGUGGUUGUCAUGGUGUGGGAAGGGCACAAAGUAGUCCAGGCAACCCGUACAAUGGUGGGACAUACUAACCCAGCAGAGGCCCAGGCAGGCACAGUCAGAGGAGAUUUCAGCUUUCAUGUCAGCAGGAAUGUGGUUCAUGCAAGUGAUUCACUGGAGACGGCACAGAGGGAGAUUGGGUUGUGGUUUCAGAAAAAGGAGCUCCUGAACUGGGACUGCAUUGACAAGACCAUCACCUGUGAGGUGUGAAGAUGCUGAGAGGCAGACGCAGUGAGAAUCAGAAAUACUACCUCUUCUCCUGCUGCUCAAAGGUGUGUCCUUUGUGACAGUGUGAUGACACCACAGUGAUUGCAACAGAUGAGUCAAAUUCAGUGUUCCUACCAAAUAAUUUACCUCAGUAUCAGUGCACUUAGAGUCACAAAGAUUUUUGUUGAAACAAAUGUGACUGACUUUUUUUUUUUAAUCAAGCUACAUUAGCAGCAAUGCACAUACAAAUAUAGCUGUUACAUCUUUAAUUUAAGAGCAAUAAUAGGAGCAGUUGUGACUCAGGGUGAGAUGUGUGUAGUAAUCAUUUGUCAUUCUGGACCCUGCAACAGAUAAAUAUAGUAUUGUGAAUAUGUGCAAAACACUGAGCUGCAGUUUGGAGCCAUAGUGGAUUAACUUAAAGGAAUUCUUCACCUACAAAAUGAUCAUUUAGAUAUCAGUUACUUCCCUUUUCAUGCGAGAGACUAAAUUUGUGAAGAAAACUUAGCUUCUCUCACAUGCCUCCACGGUGAACAAAGAAUCCAAAUAAGAGAGAGUUCUUGGAUUGAGAUAAAAUGGCUUUGUGUAUCAAAACUAUAUCAAAACAUCUGUGGUCAAACUCUCACACAACUCGUAUAGUAUAAUCCAAGUCACAUUUAUCCAGUCGCAUGCUCAGUACUUCGCAGUUUUAGAUUCUUUGUUCACCAUGGAGCCAUGUGAGAAAAAAAAAUUCGUUACGAAUUCCAGGGAACACAGGGUGAGUAAUUCAGACUUCCCGCAGUCAUUAAAUUCCUGGAAAAGUAAUGAGAUUAGAAAAACUGUUUUCCGGGCCUGGAAAUGGAUAAGAAAAAAAUAAUAUACAUUGUUUGGGCUGUUGUUUAAAGUCUGUUCAUAAAAAAACAUCACAUGAAAUAUGUUCCUAGUAUGACUAAUUUAAAAUCUAGUGCCGUCUUGCGUGACCAUUGAAAUGUCUCAAGUAUCAUGUGACAUACAUAGACCAAACUGGCAUUGCAUCAUCACAUUAUUAAGAGCAUGCCCCUUUUUGGUCACCUAUCCACUUGAUUGGGGGAAGACUGACAGGACAUGACAACAGUCAACCUUGAUUUAUUGAGCUAUCUCAAACACUUAUAAUCCAAACACACCUCAAAUUGCACUGACAUCUACAGGAUCUUUGGUUUUCUAUCCCCCAAAAAGGGGCAGGGCCUUGACGUUUUGUUAAGUACCCGUAUGUGCCAGUCAUGUGCAGCUAGUUGGCAGUGAGAAUAUGUAACGAGCAAGUAAAGUUAGCAAGAGCUAGCAGUUUUCUUAUCCACAUAUACCUGGAAAUGCAUGUGUAAUAAUGAAUGGCUAUAUCAGGCUACACAUUUUAAACUACCUAAAUAAAUUCAUGGAAAUGGGCUAAAAUAUUCUGAUCAUUUUGUGGGUGUAGUAUUCCCUUAAUUAAACCUGACUGACAGACGCAGAUAUUGUCAGUGGCUCAGCACCUGAUUUACAGCUGAAGUGUAUUGUAUGUGGCGCAAAGCAGGUCAAACGUCAACAAUAAAUCUGGAUAGCUAUUGGUCUGGAUAGUCUAAAGUGCUGUAAAGUUACAAGUUACUUCAUGUCAAAAAUUGAAGUAUUACCAAGCAAUAAAGAAAAAGUAAGAUCUAAUUUGUAAUUUGUAGGAGUUGACUUUCUACUGUUUGAUAAUCAUGCACAGCUCCAGCAGGCUAAUAGAUUGAUAAUAAAAAUAUCACAAAUUUUUCCUUAAUGUGAGGUAAUAAUAACUAAUACAUUAAAUGUUAUAUACAGUAGUGUUGUUUUGGGAGCAGUCUAUGAAGUGCACUAAAAAACGUUUUUAGAGGCGUCUACCGACAAGUGCAGUAUGUCCUCAACUACUAGUGUAAUUAUCCUACUUUAAAACUGUAAUCUUGUAAAUUUUUGUAACCAAAAUUGUUAAAUGAUAUGCCUACCUCUGUUUAAAAGAAGAAAGAAAUUAAAUAAGAGGGUGAAUGGUUUCAAGCGCACAAUUUUGUCAGGGAUUGUCUGAAAUUGGACUAGCUGAUUGUAGUUUAGCCAAAAUAUUAUGUAAAAUGUGUUGGUGCUAUCAGUGUAUAAAUGUGCUUCAGCAAUAUAAUGGUGAUUUAUCUCCGCCUGUUUUGAUUGAGCAUUGAAUGAUUCGGAUUUUAUGUAUGUCGACAUUUGAGUGUCACCAAAAAAAUGACUUCAGUCUUUUGUUGCACUCAUUAUGUAUAAUUAAAUUACUAAUCUAGAUUCUUUAAUCUUAUGAAAAAUGGUAUGUUUUGAUCAUAUAACUUGUUGAUCUCAUAAUAAGGAAAAAAGGGUUGCAGUAAACUCAUACAAAUGACACAAAAAUACACUUAACUUAAAUUUUAUUCAAGCCACUGUAUUAACAGCAAUGUAUCCCCUUUGUUGCUGUGUUGUUGAGCAUUAUGUCAUGAUAUGCUCCACAGCCGAAGUCUCAAAAACACAGAAUCAGAAAUCAUUUUAGUCUCCAUAGAAAAUCAUAGAAUGAGUCAGGACUGAAACUGUGUAUUCAUCAUGUAUCAGUUGAAUGUGUAUUUGGUCCAAAAGAGCAUCUGGCUGCAACAAGAGACACUGUAUUAACACAGAUUGAUGUGCAAGCAAUAAAAACUCAGUCAAUCAAA
Messenger RNA from Epinephelus moara (kelp grouper), 3294 nucleotides. It is a transcript of the gene nme4, whose product is annotated as NME/NM23 nucleoside diphosphate kinase 4. Gene Ontology annotation, molecular function: nucleoside diphosphate kinase activity. The transcript is spliced from 5 exons. Lineage: Eukaryota; Metazoa; Chordata; Actinopteri; Perciformes; Serranidae. The coding region runs from base 38 to 652 and encodes 204 amino acids. Gene Ontology annotation, biological process: GTP biosynthetic process; UTP biosynthetic process; CTP biosynthetic process. The record is from RefSeq and is a predicted model, not a curated record.